CCGACAGGCUUCUGGUUCUGCCACCACUUCGCCGACGAUCGGGGAAUGACACAGAACAUCGUCCUGAACGGGCCGGCCCCAUGGGGGUUUCGACUCUCCGGAGGGAGGGAUUUCAACCAGCCCCUGUCCAUCUCCAGGAUCACUCCGGGCAGCAAGGCGUCAAUGGCAAACCUGCGUCCAGGGGACAUCAUAUUAGCCAUCGACGGAGUUCCUGCAGAUGGCAUGACUCACUGUGAGGCACAGAACAGAAUCAAGGACUGCGGCUACCAGCUGAACCUCAGGAUCGAGAGGCCUGACAUCAGACUGUGGUCCCCUCAAGUGAGGCAGGAUGGUACAGCCCACCCAUACAAAGUCAAUUUGGAGGCAGAGCCAAGAGAGCACAGGCCGGUCGGCGCAGGCCACAACAGACGGGCCCAGCCCUUUGUGGCAGCAGCCAACAUUGAUGACAAAAGGCAGGUGGUGAGCACAGCCUACAACUCGCCCAUAGGCCUGUAUUCCUCAGGCAAUAUCCAGGACGCCCUUCACGGACAGCUGCGGGGCCUUGUCCCUGAAAAACCAGAGAAUAUUAACAGGCUGUCCUCCAUUGAGGAGUCCCAUGUGUACCGCAUGCUGCAGGAGAAGGAGGAGGCGCCACAUGAGCCCCGCCAGUCUGGAUCAUUCAAAGCCCUGCAGGACUUUGUGGAUAGUGAUGGUCCUUGGCCCAUCAUCACAAGGACCGUGAGAGCUCCGGUGACAAAGCCCCCAGCUCCCAGCAGCACCCUACAGAAACUGCCCAUCUGUGAAAAGUGUGGGAAUGGCAUUGUGGGGACGGUCGUGAAGGUCCGGGACAAUUUCCGCCACCUGGGCUGCUUUGUCUGCUCCGACUGUGACAUGAACCUCAAGCAGAAGGGCUACUUCGUGGUGAACGGCCAGCUGUACUGUGAAACCCACGCUCGUGCCCGGGCGACCUCGUGACCACACACCCCAUGUCAGAGAGUUCCUGCAAAGCACAUAAAUAGGGCCACAGCAUGUCCUAUUUAAUGGCCCCCUUUGACCACACUCCACAGAAAAUAAAUGUCUAAACGAAUGGGUCACUUCUAAAAUCACAAUCAUUAUUUACAGUCAAACAAUUAAUCAAUACAGCGCAAUUAAUUCUGAGUAAUUGUUACCUCUCUGAACCAAAAAAUGGCAAUAUGGCAGUGCUUGAAUGUGGCUGUCCUUACUACAAAGAAUGACUUUUUAAAAAACUACACAAAUAUGUAACAAAAUAUUUUCUUGCAAACUAUA
Messenger RNA from Megalops cyprinoides (Indo-Pacific tarpon), 1266 nucleotides. RefSeq names its product PDZ and LIM domain protein 3-like. The transcript has 7 exons. Gene Ontology annotation, cellular component: Z disc; adherens junction; filamentous actin. Gene Ontology annotation, biological process: actin cytoskeleton organization; muscle structure development; heart development. The record is from RefSeq and is a predicted model, not a curated record. Lineage: Eukaryota; Metazoa; Chordata; Actinopteri; Elopiformes; Megalopidae. Gene Ontology annotation, molecular function: muscle alpha-actinin binding; actin binding. The coding region runs from base 46 to 954 and encodes 302 amino acids.